Colletes gigas is the source of this 2259-nucleotide messenger RNA. RefSeq names its product ATP-binding cassette sub-family F member 1. Lineage: Eukaryota; Metazoa; Arthropoda; Insecta; Hymenoptera; Colletidae. The record is from RefSeq and is a predicted model, not a curated record. The transcript is spliced from 5 exons. The coding region runs from base 46 to 1944 and encodes 632 amino acids. Gene Ontology annotation, molecular function: ATP binding; ATP hydrolysis activity.
GUGCGGAAAAGUGAGGUUGGGAAACCAGAUCUUACACGUUCCAGUAUGUCAACCGAUAAAAAGACGUCAGAUAUUACGAAGAAAAUGUCCGAAAUGAACGUGGAGGAACCUGAAAGAAAGCUGACGCACAAGGAAAAGAAAAAAUUAAAGAAACAGCAGGAGUAUGAGAGAACUAUGGAGAUGUUAACGAAGACCGGUGGUCAGGGUCACAGCGAACUCGAGUCCAAUUUUACUGUGUCCCAGUCUCAAACCCAGCAACGCACUAAUCAACAAUUAGAACAUGCCGUCGACAUCAAGGUGGAAAAUUUCAGCAUUGCUGCCAAAGGAAAGGAGCUCUUCACUAAUGCCAGUCUAUUAAUUGCACAGGGUAGACGUUACGGUUUGGUAGGACCAAAUGGACAUGGCAAGACUACUUUAUUGCGUCACAUUGCGAAAAGAGCAUUUGCCAUUCCAUCUACGAUAGAUGUAUUGUACUGUGAGCAAGAAGUUAUCGCCGAUAAUACUCCGGCUGUAGAAGUAGUACUGAAUGCAGAUGUUAAGUGUAAAGCGUUAUUAGCAGAGUGCAAACAGCUGGAAGAAUUAGUGGAACAAGGAGAUAAUUCUGUUUUAGGUAGGCUGGACGAGAUUUACGAAGAACUGAGAGCUUCGGGUGCAGAUUCUGCAGAGCCACGGGCUAGAAGAAUUCUAGCUGGUCUAGGAUUUAGUCGUUCUAUGCAAGAUCGCGCGACAAAGAACUUUUCUGGGGGUUGGCGUAUGCGCGUUUCUCUUGCAAGGGCACUCUUCUUAGAGCCUACUUUGUUAUUACUCGAUGAACCAACAAAUCAUUUAGAUUUGAACGCUGUUAUCUGGUUGGACAAUUACCUACAAGCAUGGAAAAAAACUCUAUUAAUUGUUUCUCACGAUCAGAGCUUUUUGGAUAACGUUUGCACGGACGUGAUUCAUUUGGAUCAGCAAAAGCUAUUUUAUUACAAAGGAAAUUAUAGUAUGUUUAAAAAGAUGUAUGUACAAAAGCGAAAAGAGAUGAUAAAGGCAUACGAAAAGCAAGAAAAACGGUUGAAGGACCUAAAAGCCUCGGGGCAAAGUAAAAAACAAGCAGAGAAAAAGCAAAAAGAAGUUUUAACCAGAAAGCAGGAGAAGAAUAAAACAAAAAUGCAAAAGCAAGAGGAUGACACGACGCCUACGGAAUUGUUACAGAAACCUAGAGAAUAUAUAGUCAAAUUUAGUUUCCCUGAUCCACCCCCUUUGCAACCACCCAUUCUUGGUCUUCACAAUGUCUAUUUCGCGUACGAAGGACAACAACCAUUAUUUAUUGAUGUUGAUUUUGGAAUAGACUUAAGUUCUAGAAUAGCUAUAGUAGGACCUAAUGGUGUUGGCAAAUCCACAUUUUUGAAAUUAUUGACUGGAGAUCUACAACCACUGAAAGGAGAUCUAAUAAAGAAUCAUCGAUUAAGGAUAGGUAAGUUCGACCAGCACUCUGGCGAACAUCUAACCGCUGAAGAAACGCCGUCAGAAUAUUUAAUGCGUUUGUUUGAUCUUCCAUACGAGAAAGCUAGGAAACAAUUAGGAACAUUUGGACUGAGUUCUCACGCCCAUACAAUUAAAAUGAAAGACUUGUCAGGAGGUCAAAAAGCACGUGUCGCUUUGGCAGAAUUAUGUUUAAAUGCACCCGACGUUGUAAUUUUAGACGAGCCGACGAACAAUUUAGACAUAGAAUCUAUCGAUGCUCUGGCUGAGGCUAUUAAUGAAUAUAAAGGGGGAGUUAUUAUCGUUUCUCACGAUGAGCGUCUAAUCAGAGAUACAGAAUGUUGUUUAUACGUAAUUGAAACUCAACAGAUCAACGAGAUCGAUGGAGAUUUCGAUGAUUAUAGGAAAGAACUGUUGGAAAGUCUAGGAGAAGUUGUUAACAAUCCAAGUAUAGCUGCAAAUGCUGCUGUUCUACAAUAAUCAUUUUGCCUUUAUAGAACAGUUAUACUCCAGUGGCCUGUGGAAUCGAUCCCUUCAGACACGAAUAUUCAUCCAGUAUAUUAAACGCUUUUUACAUGUUAGUUUUUCCCCAUAAAAUUAUUAAAUUCUGAUCGUCGAUUUUAAAAUGCGAUUAUCAGUGCUUCGAAUACAAAAAGGUGGAUUAAUUUACGUUUAAAGGCAUACAGAGUUGAAAACGUUACGUCUGAUAGGGUUAAAAAUAUUGUCAAAUUGUAAUAAAUUCGUAAUAUACGAUCUCUAUUUGAGCUGCAAAUGUCAUACCAAUGGAAAGUUACA